CUUCAGGCUGAAAGUUUAAAGUGUCUUUCCCAGCUGAGCUAACUGUGGCUAACAGGCUAACUGCUGCUAGCUGCUGCAGUUAGCCUGUUAGCCUGAAUGUUGAGUCAGUUCUAAAUGAAGGUGUUUGUUAAUGAAGAGGCUGAGUGACGUGCACACACGAGGCUGCACCUCCUGGAGAACCUGGUGCUCCAGGAGGUGAACAACACCAGUCUGUGGAGAGCCGUGAUGCCCCUGGAGGUCAGAUGGCCGUUCCCUCAGAGCCCUGCUCUUGCAUGGAGGAUCUCCAGCUCCCUGAUCAUGGGCAUGGUCGGCUCCUAUUCCUACUUCUGGACCAAGUACAUGAACUGUUUGAACGUCCACAACCAAGAGGUUCUGCUCAACCUGAUUGACCAGAGACCCGCUGACACGCCCCUCAUCACGCUGUCCAAUCACCAGUCCUGUAUGGACGACCCACACAUCUGGGGCGUGCUGAAGCUCAGACAGCUGUGGAGCUUCAACAAGAUGCGGUGGACCCCAACAGCGUCCGACAUCUGCUUCACCGUGGAGCUGUACUCCAGAUUCUUCAGCCGUGGAAAGUGUGUUCCCGUCUGCAGAGGUGACGGCGUUUACCAGAAAGGUAUGGAUUUUGUUCUGGACAAACUGAACAGAGGAGAAUGGGUGCACAUUUUUCCAGAGGGCAAAAUCAACAUGACUGAAGAAUUCAUACGACUGAAAUGGGGUGUGGGUCGGCUCAUUGCAGAUUGCUCCCUCGAUCCGAUUAUCCUUCCGCUGUGGCAUGUGGGUCUGACUGACGUUCUGCCCAACACGCCGCCCUACAUUCCUCGGAUCGGCAAGAAAAUCACCGUCCUGGUCGGGAAGCCGUUCAGCGUGAAAGACCUUGUUGAAUCACUCCGAGCCGACAACAAGAGCCAGAUGGAAAUGAGAAAGACUCUGACUGAUUUCAUCCAGGGGGAGUUCCGGAGCCUGAAGGCCCAGGCUGAGGCCCUUCAUGGGCAGAUACACACUAGAUCCUGAGUCACAGCCAAUCACAGUGAUGAUCCUUUACCCUAAAACUGAGGGUAACAUUAAACACUGGACUGUUUUUACCACAUUUCAUGGUAUCUGCUCACAUCCUCUGCUCUGCGACACCCAAAGCUCCAGAGAAUCCACAGAAUCCUGACUCACUGAAGAUGCAUUGGGAUCAUGACCAUUGAAAAUCCGGCUCUUCUGUGAAUGUGGGUGCAACAGAAACUCCUCUGUAUCUCAGCCAGCGUUUGAAACAGGCUUCAAGUUUUCAUUUCAUCGAUCAGGUUCAGGUGCUAAAACAGGAUCAGGACAAACUGUGGAGGACAGAUGACGGAGUCCUUGAAGUCCUAACAGCCUCUGCUGCUCCUGUGAGCUGUCUGUGACUGAGGAGAGAAACGUCUCCGCCAAUUGUAGAAUUUCUGGAAUAGAUUGAAGCUUCUGAAUUAACUUCAGCUGUUAUUUUACUGGAACCAGCUCAGUGUCCAAAGAAAGACGUGAAUGUUGGACGGUUCAUUAUCACUGCAGGGAGCAGUGUGUUCUUUAUGUGAACGGGUGGAACGUUCAGGUGUGUUGGUCUGAAAUGUGACACUUCACACUUUUAUGCAAGAGGCCAGAACUUCCCUUCACCAUAAAUUCACAAUUCUUAAGAUUUCAGUGUCAAUUCAGUCUCGUUUUUAUUUUUUAAACUAAAUUCUCAGUCGCUGAUGAUAAAAAGAGGAAUGAGAAAAGUCACUGAGCAGCUACUUUAUAUAGAAAUACACCAGAUUAUUUCUGAAGGAGCGUUUUGUAUGGUUUUUGUAUCAUUUUACACAACAGUCAAAUAAACUCACAAUAUUUUAAUGGAAAGGAAGACGAACGUUUUUCGUGGUGCAUCUUGUUGUGAUUUGUGCACUUUCUGCUCCGUGUCAUAUUUAAAACCAUCAGCUGAUCGAUGUCUUGUGCUGCUGAUAAAAAUAUCACUGCUUCGUGAUAAACGCAGUAUAGUACAUAUCCUGUGGCAGCUUCACAAUAAAAGUUGAACCCUUUUGACAUGAAGCAGCAGUGGUUAGAAAUGCUGGGAGGAAGUCACAUGACAAAUGAAGAGUCUAAAGACGACAAUGCGAAACAGUCACCACAGAAAGAGAAAUACGCUCAUGAUGUAGAAGAAUUCAAAUGAAUUCAUUAAUAAAUCAGUAAUCCGGGCUUUGCAGGAUGGUUCAGUUAUUUUCUAGCAUUCAGAUUGAAUUCACUUGUUUCCCCGUUUAUUAGGAGAACGCUACACAAAGCUGCUGUUGUUGAAAUACUAAAUAUUUAUUGUGCUCCUCUGUUUGACAGAUUUAUAAUUUAUAACGGGAGACACAUGUUUUCUGUUUUAACUUUAAAUCUGCUCAGGAACACCAUUGUGUUCCCUGCUCUCUGUAAAUCUCAACUUCACAUACACAUAUCAUUUCGGUUUAGAUGAUUUCUUCUUCCGACACAUUAAACUGUGAAGUUUUCUGUGGACCUUUCCAACGUGUCACUCAUGUGUAUAACUUUUCAUCACAGAGGUCAGGGGCUUUUCUAAAGAAGGAAGUGCUGCGGCUGAGUGAUCUCUGUUUUCUAAUGAAUGUGUUGCCUUACUGUGAUUUCCACUGUUUCCUCUCGAAUGUGAACAAUAAAGUGUUUGACUUUUCCUACAUUUCA
Messenger RNA from Paralichthys olivaceus (Japanese flounder), 2667 nucleotides. Lineage: Eukaryota; Metazoa; Chordata; Actinopteri; Pleuronectiformes; Paralichthyidae. The record is from RefSeq and is a predicted model, not a curated record.